AUGGCGAAGGAAAACACCAAGACGCUCUCGUUUGUGGUUUCAAGUUUCAGAACAAGCACGAGUCGCCGCCUGAGGAUAUCACAGACUUCUAGAGUGGAGAUGAGUGCAAAUGACGUACCUUUUCAAUCACCAGGAGAUUACGUUAGAUUCAUAAGCCCUGACGUCUACAGAUCCAACAGACAGAAAUAUCUCAGAAGCUACACGUUCAAGGGCUACGACGAUGAAGAAAUCUUGUCGGCCAAGAAACAGAGGAAGUGGUUCAAGAACAAAAAGGUCAUGAAGAUGAAGAUGAAGAAGACGAGUGAGUCAUUUGGAAACUCGCUCAAGUCUUGUCUCAGGCUCUUGUUCUCUUGCUUCCAUGUCUAAUUCUCAUCUUUGUUCGAUAACUUUU
Arabidopsis thaliana (thale cress) is the source of this 391-nucleotide messenger RNA. RefSeq lists its product as uncharacterized. The record is from RefSeq and is marked reviewed. The transcript has 2 exons. Bases 1 to 366 code for a protein of 121 amino acids. NCBI's taxonomy places the organism in Eukaryota, Viridiplantae, Streptophyta, Magnoliopsida, Brassicales, Brassicaceae.